AGAAAUCUUGUACUAUUUGGCUUCAUCUAUGCAAUAUUUAUCAUGAACUUAAUGGACUCAUAAGUAGACCAUGAUUUUCCUAUAGCUCUCUCAAAAGUUCUUCCCUAUCCAUGUUCAAUGUUCUAGAAAAUGGAAUUGAAAGCUAUUGCUUUUAAAAUUGAAUUUGAAACAUUAAUGCAUGUUACAGUGUAAAUUUGUUUGCUGUUAAAAAGAAGGCUCUAGAAUCUUUGUUCCACGUUAAUAGAGUAUUUUGGAAAAACACCCCUGAACAUCUACAAAAGGCUGAAUAUUGUCUCUGGACUGUUUUUAAAAGACAAAUAUUACUCUUCUAAGCACUCUUGGGAUACAUAAGUUCUAUAUCAAUUGUUUUGAUUUUUACUGGCAGGCAUUAAUUAAAUUGUAUUAACUACUUCAACUAGAAUAGCUUUACAUUAUUUUUGAAUUCCAACUCUUUAUGAUGUUUCUGUCUCAAAUUAAGCACAGAUCUAAGGCUAAACCCAGGUUGCAUUAAAUAAAUUGAAAUAUACCUUUGCAGGUUGAGAGAAAGUUGUGCAUUCUCUGUUGGAGGCUCUUCAAUACAUUGCUAUGGAUUCUUUGUUCAGUAUGAGAAACAUGAACAAAACCAUACUCAUCAUUCUAUGAUAAGCUCAUUAAAAGAGCCAGUAAUUCAGUUUUUAUAAUAUUCAGCUUUUUCUUCAGUAGGCAAAGUCUACUUUAAUAUUAUUAUACAAAACUUAAGGUUCUGCUCUGAGAACAAUUCUGACAACAUAAAUCAAAGGGGAUUUUUUUUCCCCUUUAUGCUUGCUUCCGUUUUCUUCAAUAGGAUGGAGAUGAAGUCCUACGUAAAAGAAGAAAAGAGUCAUUCUCUUCUUCUGUUUCUCUUAGUAACCAGGUAACCCAACCCCAGGUAUGUAAUCAACACACCACUUAAUAAAAGCCAGCUCCUCUUUCUGUCUUGAGUAGCAACACCAUUUUAAUACUGAUGAUUGAAUGACCAGAACAAUUUUCUUGUCAGGAUAAUCCUGCUCGGCUUCAAGAAGGAAAAUGAAUAGAACUUACCCUCAGAAUGUUGAUACGGAUUCACUGGGUUCAGCCAAAUCCCAUCUCACUGAUAAGACAGCAGGUACCACUCAUGACCAACCAGACUGUUGUAGAAAGUGUUUUUCUUGGACUCUUUGCACUCGACGAUGCAUCUGUGUAUCUGCCAUUAGUCUUAUUAUACUUGGUAUAAUCAUUGCCAUCAUCACAUUGGCUGUGACUGUCGGCAUUCCUCCUCCUACCCCAGUUAACCGUUUAUGUAUGACUACCAGUAAGCAGACAGGCUUUUUAUGUGAUAACAGAGAGACCUGUAUUCCAGCCAGUGAAGUUUGUGACACAAGAAAAAACUGUGACAAUGGGGAAGAUGAGCAAGAAGCAUUAUGUAGUGAUUUGCCAAACAGUCUCCCUGGAUACUUGAUAUUUUAUUGCAAGAAUCGCAGGCUUUGGAUCUACGCAGACAAAAGGUGUAAUGGAUUUAAUGAUUGUGGAGAUUGUUCCGAUGAAAUGGGAUCACAAGCCAACUGUCCUCCUUGUGGAUCUCAGUUUUGGAGUUGUACCCUGGUGGUCUUCUAUGAAUAUUGUACUUGCAUUCCUAGAAGUUUGUGCCGAGAUGGAAUACAACAUUGCUUCGACUGGUCUGAUGAAUACCUCUGCACAAGAUAAGCAGAUGAUAAACACAACCUUGGAGAAAAUAAAAAGCAAUCCACUGAGAACCAGGCUGCGAUGGAAUUGCAGAUAGUUUUAAAGGAACCUCACAAAGAAUGUUUUAUAUAGUGUUGUUGCUCUUUACAGCACUUGCCUUGCUUGGCUGCAGGGGCCACUUGAUUUGCACUGCAGUCACCUAGUUCUCACAGUGAAGCUAUUCAUCCAUGACAGCCAAGAGGAUUUUGGUUUUCAUUCAGUUUGUCACAGAGCCUGACACUGCUGUUUCCAAAUCAAUGGCUUGUUUAAAUUCAGUCUUUAUAAUCUUCCAAUCUUGCACAGAUGCUCAUGUACCAAUAAAGGACCUCCUUAUUUGUAAA
This is a messenger RNA of Crotalus tigris (Tiger rattlesnake), 2060 nucleotides long. RefSeq names its product low density lipoprotein receptor class A domain containing 1 (gene LDLRAD1). The transcript is spliced from 6 exons. NCBI's taxonomy places the organism in Eukaryota, Metazoa, Chordata, Lepidosauria, Squamata, Viperidae. The record is from RefSeq and is a predicted model, not a curated record. Gene Ontology annotation, cellular component: plasma membrane. Gene Ontology annotation, molecular function: protein binding. The coding region runs from base 1045 to 1701 and encodes 218 amino acids.